Molecule: messenger RNA, 946 nt
Organism: Guyanagaster necrorhizus
Lineage: Eukaryota; Fungi; Basidiomycota; Agaricomycetes; Agaricales; Physalacriaceae
Product: acyl-CoA N-acyltransferase
Exons: 5
Coding region: 178-768 (196 amino acids)
Biological process (GO): N-terminal peptidyl-methionine acetylation
Cellular component (GO): NatC complex
Molecular function (GO): protein-N-terminal amino-acid acetyltransferase activity
Source: RefSeq, a predicted model, not a curated record
CUUUCUUUUCACGGUACAUCCUCGCGAUAUCCUCAAAAGACAAAUGUCCAGCAGCCUGGACGCCCUUAUUGACGCGUUCGCGCUAUUGAGAUUUGUUGUGCAAAGUCCUCUACCACGUGAACAACGUCACGCCGUGCCACGUCCAUCUGUCUUCUAUCUUCUUUCCCCACACCCAUCAUGACCUCCGAAAUCAUGUACCGCCAGUACAUUGGCGAAUCCGACCUUCCCCACGUCAUGGCCCUCGUGCAAAACGAGCUCAGUGAACCCUACGUUAUAUACACCUUUCGUUAUUUCCUACACCAAUGGCCUCACCUAUCAUUCCUGGCGUACCCGAGCGAUCCGUCCAACUCGGAUCCAAUAGGUGUUAUCGUCUGCAAACAGAGCAUGCACCGCGAUACCUACAACAGAGGCUACAUUGCUAUGCUCAGCGUUAGUAAAUCCUGGCGAAAACGUGGAAUCGCUAGUGCGCUUGUCCGAAACUCUAUGGAUGCUAUGAAGGAGGACGGAGUCGAGGAGAUCGUAUUAGAAACCGAGUAUGACAAUCAUGCCGCGCUUUCACUUUACGAAUCCCUUGGCUUCAUCCGUGAAAAACGGCUCUAUCGCUUCUACCUGAAUGGCAAGGACGCUUUUCGGCUAAUUCUCAGAGUUCCACCCGACGAUAAUGUAGCUCCUGGCAAGGUUAAGAGAGGAAGUGUGUAUGGGGCUGUACAGGUAUCUGAUUAUACCGACGAUGAGGAUGACGAUGACUCAAGUGUGUCUGAGCGUUGAGUCACUAACAGGCAAUUUCAUCUCAUUUCUCGAUUUACCUCUUUUUGGUUUGCCUUACUUGGGUUGUAAGUUGUUGUUACCCCUUAUGCCUGUAGCAUUUGUAUUUGUACUAUAGAGACCACUCUACUCAACCUUCUCAAGCGAAUUCGAUAGUGCAAUUGAAACGAAGUACGCAGUA